This is a messenger RNA of Fulmarus glacialis (Northern fulmar), 679 nucleotides long. Its product is annotated as G protein-activated inward rectifier potassium channel 3-like. Gene Ontology annotation, cellular component: plasma membrane. The annotation marks the transcript as partial. NCBI's taxonomy places the organism in Eukaryota, Metazoa, Chordata, Aves, Procellariiformes, Procellariidae. The transcript is spliced from 2 exons. Gene Ontology annotation, molecular function: inward rectifier potassium channel activity. The record is from RefSeq and is a predicted model, not a curated record. Gene Ontology annotation, biological process: potassium ion import across plasma membrane; regulation of monoatomic ion transmembrane transport.
UGCAACGUGCAGCACGGGAACCUGGGCGGCGAGACCAGCCGGUACCUCUCGGACCUCUUCACCACGCUGGUGGACCUCAAGUGGCGCUUCAGCCUCCUCGUCUUCAUCCUCGCCUACGCCGUCACCUGGCUCUUCUUCGGCCUCAUCUGGUGGUUCAUCGCCUACUGCCGGGGGGACCUGGACCACCUGGAGGACCACGCCUGGACGCCCUGCGUCAACAACCUCAACGGCUUCAUUGUGCUCCUGCUGCUCCAGGCCAUCCUGGGCUCCAUGGUCAACGCCUUCAUGGUGGGCUGCAUGUUCGUGAAGAUCUCCCAGCCCAACAAACGAGCCGAGACCUUGGUCUUCUCCUCCCACGCCGUGGUCUCCUUGCGGGACGACCGCCUCUGCCUGAUGUUUCGCGUGGGUGACCUGCGGGACUCACACAUCGUGGAGGCCUCCAUCCGCGCCAAGCUCAUCAAGUCCAAGCAGACGCAGGAGGGCGAGUUCAUCCCCCUGGACCAGACCGACCUGAGCGUGGGCUUCGAGACCGGCGACGACCGCCUCUUCCUCGUCUCGCCCCUCAUCAUCAGCCACGAGAUCGACGAGCGCAGCCCCUUCUGGGACGUCUCGCGGCACCAGCUGGAGAAGGACGAUUUCGAGAUCGUCGUCAUCCUCGAGGGGAUGGUGGAGGCCACAG